This is a messenger RNA of Aspergillus terreus NIH2624, 1530 nucleotides long. Its product is annotated as 2,3-bisphosphoglycerate-independent phosphoglycerate mutase. The coding region runs from base 1 to 1530 and encodes 509 amino acids. The transcript has 5 exons. Gene Ontology annotation, molecular function: manganese ion binding. Gene Ontology annotation, cellular component: cytoplasm. Gene Ontology annotation, biological process: glucose catabolic process. The record is from RefSeq and is a predicted model, not a curated record. Lineage: Eukaryota; Fungi; Ascomycota; Eurotiomycetes; Eurotiales; Aspergillaceae.
AUGACCAAGGUCGACCAGAAAGUCGCUCUGAUCGUCAUCGACGGUUGGGGUGUCGCCGGUCCUAACUCCCCCAAGGAAGGAGAUGCCAUUGCGGCCGCCGAAACCCCCUAUAUGUCCGGCUUUGCCGAUCCCAAGUCCGAGACUGCCCAGGGUUACACCGAGCUGGAUGCCUCGUCGCUCGCCGUCGGUCUGCCCGAGGGUCUCAUGGGUAACAGUGAGGUCGGUCAUCUGAACAUUGGUGCCGGCCGUGUGGUCUGGCAAGACAGCGUCCGCAUUGACCAGACUCUCAAGAAGGGUGAGCUGAACAAGGUCGACAAUGUCGUCGCUUCGUUCAAGCGCGCCAAGGAGGGCAAUGGCCGCCUGCACCUGCUGGGUCUGGUCUCGGACGGUGGUGUCCACUCCAACAUCACCCACCUCAUCGGUCUGCUCAAGGUCGCCAAGGAGAUGGAGAUCCCCCACGUCUUCAUCCACUUCUUCGGUGACGGCCGUGACACCGACCCCAAGAGCGCCGCCAAGUACAUGCAGGACCUUCUCGAUGCCACCAAGGAGAUCGGCACUGGUGAGAUCGCUACCGUCGUGGGACGCUACUUUGCUAUGGACCGUGAUAAGCGUUGGGACCGAGUUGAGAUCGGCAUGAAGGGUGUCGUCGUCGGAGAGGGCGAAGAGAGCUCCGAUCCCGUGAAGACGAUCAAGGAGCGUUACGAGAAGGGCGAGACCGACGAGUUCCUGAAGCCCAUCAUUGUGGGCGGCAAGGACCGUCGCGUGCAGGAUGACGAUACCCUCUUCUUCUUCAACUAUCGCUCCGACCGUGUCCGUGAAAUCACCCAGCUGCUGGGCGACUACGACCGCUCUCCCAAGCCCGACUUCCCCUACCCCAAGAACAUCCACAUCACCACCAUGACUCAGUACAAGACCGACUACACCUUCCCCGUUGCCUUCCCUCCUCAGCACAUGGGUAACGUGCUGGCGGAGUGGCUCAGCAAGAAGGAUAUCCAGCAGUGCCACGUCGCCGAGACCGAGAAGUACGCCCACUUCCCCGGUGAGGUCCGCGACAUGAUCCCUUCGCCCAAGGUGGCGACCUACGAUUUGGACCCCAAGAUGAGCGCCGCUGGUGUUGGUCAGAAGAUGGCCGAGCGCAUUGCUGAGGGCAAGUUCGAGUUCGUCAUGAACAACUUUGCUCCUCCCGAUAUGGUGGGUCACACUGGUGUCUACAAGGCUGCCAUUGAGGGUGUGACCGCGACCGAUAAGGCCAUCGGGGAGGUCUACGAGGCUUGCAAGAAGCAUGGCUACACUCUCUUCAUCACUGCCGAUCAUGGUAACGCCGAGGAGAUGCUCAACGAGAAGGGUACCCCCAAGACCUCUCACACGACGAACAAGGUUCCCUUCAUCAUGGCCAACGCCCCCAAGGGCUGGAGUCUCAAGAAGGGUGACGAGGGUGUGCUCGGUGAUGUCGCGCCUACCGUCCUGGCUGCCAUGGGUAUUGAGCAGCCCGAGGAGAUGUCUGGAAAGAGUCUGUUGGUGAAGGCAUAG